Dichomitus squalens LYAD-421 SS1 is the source of this 4107-nucleotide messenger RNA. RefSeq names its product acetolactate synthase. Gene Ontology annotation, molecular function: thiamine pyrophosphate binding; magnesium ion binding; flavin adenine dinucleotide binding. Lineage: Eukaryota; Fungi; Basidiomycota; Agaricomycetes; Polyporales; Polyporaceae. Gene Ontology annotation, cellular component: acetolactate synthase complex; mitochondrion. The coding region runs from base 61 to 2133 and encodes 690 amino acids. The record is from RefSeq and is a predicted model, not a curated record. The transcript has 10 exons. Gene Ontology annotation, biological process: L-valine biosynthetic process.
ACUUUCGCCGUCGUCGCUUUUGCCGCCGUCGCCGCCAGCAUGUCUCUCUCAGCGACCAGAAUGCGCGUACCGUCCGCUUCAAAAGCGUCUUCGCCGACGCAAAUUAUCCGCUCCCGGUCCACGGUCGCAAGCACGAGCGCAUCCAUGCUCGAGGCCAAGUCAAGAGUACGGGAGCAUGCUAGGAACAUCAGCAGGUCCAGUGCUCGUGAGGCCACCGCUUCGAACUCGGUCCGGCCUUCACCUGCCCCAGGGUUCCAGCAGCUGCCCACGAGAAACAACGUUCCUUACUCCCCACCCUCUCUUCCUCCCCAUGUAGAAGGCCCCCUCGACCAUUCCUUCAUUGGCAUGUCCGGAGGCCAGAUCUUCCAUGAGAUGAUGGUCAGGCAUGGCGUGAAGCACAUCUUUGGAUACCCCGGCGGCGCCAUCCUUCCCGUCUUCGACGCGAUCUACAAUUCCCCGCAGUUUGAGUUCGUUCUCCCAAGACAUGAGCAGGGCGCUGGCCAUAUGGCAGAGGGCUACGCUCGCGUGACGGGCAAGCCCGGCGUCAUUAUAGUCACUUCCGGUCCGGGAACGACCAAUGUCAUCACCCCUAUGCAGGAUGCCCUCAGCGACGGUGUCCCUCUCAUUGUUUUCUCCGGCCAGGUGGCCACGUCCCUCAUCGGCUCCGACUCGUUCCAGGAGGCCGACGUUGUGGGUAUCUCAAGAGCAUGCACAAAAUGGAACGUCAUGGUCAAGGACAUCUCCGAGCUCCCUCGCCGCAUCAACGAAGCGUUCAAGAUCGCGACAUCAGGACGUCCAGGACCUGUCCUUGUCGACCUUCCCAAGGAUAUCACUGCAGGUAUCCUAAAAACCCCUCUGCCCUUCAAGGCUACCACCCCCGGUCGUCCGCUCGGUCUUCCCUCGAAUCCCCUGCUCCCCACCGACCAGUCAAUCGACCGAGCGUCCAUCGAGCAGGCAGCGAAGCUCAUCAAUCAGGCCAGGCGUCCCGUGAUCUACGCCGGCAACGGUGUACUUUCGUCACCUCUGGGUCCCAAGCUCCUGAAGCAGAUCGCGGAUGUGGGAAAUAUCCCUGUCACGACCACUCUCCAGGGUCUUGGUGCGUUCGACGAGCUCGACGAAAAGUCCCUGCACAUGCUCGGCAUGCACGGUUCGGCCUACGCCAACCUCGCCAUGCAGGAGGCGGACGUCAUCAUUGCCCUCGGUGCGAGGUUCGAUGACCGGGUGACCGGUAAGGUCGAUACUUUCGGCCCCGCUGCAAAGGCUGCUGCCCUCCAGGGUCGCGGAGGCAUCAUCCACUUCGAGAUCCAGCCCAAGAACGUCAACAAGAUCAUCGAAGCGAACAUCCCCAUCGUCGGCGAUGUCAUCGCGGGCAUGGCCGUCCUUGCGCCGCUCAUCGAGAGCCAGCCCCGCAAGGAGUGGUUCGACGACAUCCGCGAGUGGAAGGCCAAGUAUCCCUUCACGUACAACAAGAGCACCCCUGGGGCCCCGAUGAAACCGCAGGAGGUGAUUGAGGAGCUCGACAGACAGACGGCGCAUAUGAAGGAGGACGUGAUCAUCUCGACGGGCGUGGGCCAGCACCAGAUGUGGGCCGCCCAGCACUUCCGUUGGCGCACGCCGCUCUCAAUGGUCACUUCCGGCGGUCUUGGCACCAUGGGCUUCGGGUUACCCGCGGCCAUUGGUGCGAAGGUCGGCGCGCCGAAGAAGAUGGUUGUGGACAUCGACGGCGACGCGUCGUUCUCGAUGACGGCGAUGGAGCUCCAGACGGCGUCGCAGUUCGACAUUGGCGUGAAGGUGCUUGUGUUGAACAACGAGUUCCAGGGCAUGGUCCAGCAGUGGCAAGACCUCUUCUAUGACGGCCGUUACGCGCACACGCGUAUGGUCAACCCUGACUUCGUCGCUCUCGCUCGCGCGAUGAACGUCCACGCUAUCCGCUGUCACUCGGCGGAGGAGCUUCCUGCGAAGAUGAAGGAGUUCCUGGAGUACGAUGGCUCGAAGCCCGUGCUGAUGGAGUGUAUCAUCGACCGGACUGAGCACGUGUACCCCAUGGUCCCCGCUGGCAAGGCUCUUCACGAGCAGGUUGUUCAUCCGAAGCAUCGGGAAGCGUACGCGCAGGGUAAUCACGGCAAGCGGUAAAGCGUAAUCACCACGCUCUGCAUGCUACUCCAUUCCCGUACAUUUACUCUACUUCACUUCUUCACGCGUAUCACGCCCAUAGUCUCCUUGGGGACUACUGCCUUUGCUAACCGAGCAUUUACUUACAUCUUACCAUAUGUCGCGGUCGUCGUAUGGGUCGUGUUGGUUUUGCCAGGCUGGGAUGUCUUCCCCGCAUGCCUCGGUCGUUUAUUGGAGUUGGAAUCAAAGAAAAGUCCUUUGGGGACGUCAUGUACCUAGUAUCACGCAAUAUGGAAAAGGCCUCUAGGGGGCCGUUGGUUGUUGGUUUUGCUCUGAGCUCCAUCACGUUUGUGUACUGUAUAUGACGGCCAUGGUGGACACGACUAUAUAAUGCUUCACGACUAACCUUCCAUCAGAUCGCCCAUCCAUACAUCUUACAUUGCCUAGUGUACCUUCAACAAGCCCACUACUUCGUUUUGGCCUUGUCUUCUGUGUCCAUGAGGGCUUGAAUCAUUGCAGAACCAACCUUCGUCGCCUCCUCAAAUCGUGACUCGAAGAAUGCCGAAGUUUGCAUGAACCUCUGCUUGUACAGCUCGAAGUUUCCAAAGGAGAUGCACUGGCUCCAACCCCGCGCAGCGACGACGAACUCAAGGUCAUCCGACCGAUGCGUCGUCUCGUACAGCGCUGCGUGGAUAGCGGCGUCUAGACGUCUCUCCGAGCGGAAUAGGUACUCCGCGACUCCAAUCCAUAGCCGGAAGAUCGGCGUCGCCGCGAGGUCGAGGUGCACGAAGGGCUUGAUACCGAGGUGUGCCCAGCAGUCCACCAUUGCGAGAAGCGAAAGGUGCGAGUUCGGCGGCGGGUUCCCGCGCGACGUCGUAAUCGGGCUCGCGUUCUCCGCGGGCUUCUUCCCUAGACUGAACCGGUCAAGGAUAUCCUCCGAGAGGAGGAUGGGCGGGCGCACUGCGCCAUGUCCGUUCCCGUCCGCAGCGUUCUGGCGGUCUUGGAGGUACUCUCCGAAGACCUUCUCGCGGGCGUCGUAGAUGCGCGCGCGGAGGCCGGCGGCGUCGCACGCAAGCAUGAGCUUGAAGAUCUCGGUUGUCGAGCGCGCGAACUGGUCGAUCUGGACGCGCGCGGAGGGGUUGAGGAUGGCGAGGCCGGCGUAGACGUGCCACUUGUUGGAGUAGAUGCGGAGCAUGAUGUUCACUUUGACGGUCUCGAUCCCGCCGACAUACAUCCCAUGCUCCCAGGGGUAGGAGGCCGAGCAGUGCCAGGCGGUGCCCAUGGUAAGGAAGGCUGCGUGGGUGACUGCUUGGGUAUUCGCAGUUACGGUGUCGUGAUCUUCGUAGGAGAGGUAGACAUAGCGAGAGCGUAAGGGAGCAAGGAUAUGCUCGACCAGCUUGAGGGUGUCAUCCGUUGCGCGGUGUUGAAUGAGUACAAGGGGCUGCCCCACGGGCGAUACGGUAGGGCCGUGUAAGGAGUGGCAGGAGAGGAUUUUGACGUCUUCUGGCAGGUACGUUUCAAACGCCGCUUUCUCUGGGGCCUUUACUGAUGUCUGACCAGCUACUAUUGCACCCAUCUUGGUAGACGGUCCAUAUUCGGCGACGACUCGAUCAAUGUACUCUGCCUCCACAGAAUAAAUGAUGUAAUCCGAUAUCCGAGACACCAGGUGUCCAUCCUUCAAGACAUGUAUUCCGGGGAAACCCUCGUACUUCUUCUUCAGGUCGUCAUAUUUUGAAGGUAGAUCGCAUAUGUAGAUCUUUUUCCAUCCAGCUUCAGAGAAGCAUCGUGCAUACAUGUUGCCCAUAGCCCCCAUGCCAAUGAGCCCAAUUGCGGGCUGCUCCUCAAUAGGGGAGUCGGGAGUGACAUCUGGUCGUACCAGGUUCCCGAUGGCCAUCGCGCUGUUGAGUUACAACUCGAUAGGAGACCACUGUCGAUCCACGUCAAGUGGAGAGCGGGUGAGGACCCAGUGCCAGCGAAUCGUAAGGACUCGCGGAG